Aspergillus melleus is the source of this 1134-nucleotide messenger RNA. It is a transcript of the gene PDB1, whose product is annotated as pyruvate dehydrogenase (acetyl-transferring) subunit E1 beta. The coding region runs from base 1 to 1134 and encodes 377 amino acids. The record is from RefSeq and is a predicted model, not a curated record. Lineage: Eukaryota; Fungi; Ascomycota; Eurotiomycetes; Eurotiales; Aspergillaceae. The transcript has 4 exons. Gene Ontology annotation, molecular function: pyruvate dehydrogenase (acetyl-transferring) activity. Gene Ontology annotation, biological process: pyruvate decarboxylation to acetyl-CoA.
AUGACUGCUCCUCGAGUUUUCCGCCCGGCAGCUCGCCUGCUCUCUUCGCGCCUUUCCUCUGCCUCUUUCCGUCCGGCCUUCACGCAAUCCGCAUGUGCCCCUUCGAUCCUGCGCUUCCGGGGCUAUGCCACGGCUGGCGGCUCUAAGGAGGUCACCGUGCGAGAUGCUUUGAACGAGGCUCUCGCUGAGGAGCUGGAGGGCAACAAGAAGACUUUCAUUCUCGGAGAGGAGGUUGCACAGUAUAACGGAGCCUACAAGGUCACAAGGGGUCUGUUGGACCGAUUUGGCCCCAAGCGAGUCAUUGAUACGCCCAUCACGGAAGCCGGCUUUACCGGUCUGGCUGUCGGCGCUGCUCUUGCUGGCCUACACCCCAUUUGCGAGUUCAUGACCUUCAACUUUGCCAUGCAGGCCAUUGAUCAAAUCAUCAACUCGGCUGCGAAGACCCACUACAUGUCCGGAGGUAUCCAACCCUGCAACAUCACCUUCCGUGGACCCAAUGGUUUCGCCGCCGGUGUCGCCGCCCAGCACUCUCAGGAUUACUCGGCCUGGUACGGCAGCAUUCCCGGACUCAAGGUCGUUUCGCCCUGGAGCUCUGAGGAUGCCAAGGGUUUGUUGAAGGCCGCUAUCCGUGACCCCAACCCCGUCGUGGUUUUGGAGAACGAGCUUAUGUAUGGCCAGGCCUUCCCCAUGAGCGAGGCGGCGCAGAAGGACGACUUCGUCCUGCCUAUUGGCAAGGCCAAGAUCGAGCGUCCUGGAAAGGACCUGACCAUUGUUUCCCUGUCUCGCUGCGUUGGACAGUCUCUCACAGCUGCUGCCACGCUGAAGCAGAAGUAUGGAGUUGAAGCCGAAGUGAUCAACCUGCGGUCCAUCAAGCCCUUGGACGUGGAGACGAUCAUCCAGUCUCUCAAGAAGACCGGCCGACUCAUGUCUGUCGAGUCUGGAUUCCCCAUGUUUGGCGUCUCCUCCGAAAUCUUGGCCCUGUCCAUGGAGUAUGGCUUCGACUAUCUGACUGCCCCUGCUCUCCGUGUCACCGGUGCCGAGGUGCCUACUCCUUAUGCUCUUGGUCUUGAGCAGAUGAGUUUCCCCCAGGAGGACACGAUUGUCAGCCAGGCUGCCAAGCUGCUUCGUUUGUAA